Molecule: messenger RNA, 9405 nt
Organism: Nothobranchius furzeri (turquoise killifish)
Lineage: Eukaryota; Metazoa; Chordata; Actinopteri; Cyprinodontiformes; Nothobranchiidae
Product: C-myc promoter-binding protein
Biological process (GO): regulation of Rab protein signal transduction
Cellular component (GO): cytoplasmic vesicle; ESCRT I complex
Molecular function (GO): protein binding
Source: RefSeq, a predicted model, not a curated record
UGUGUAUGUGUGCGUGCGUGCGCGACCGCGUGUUGGUGGACUCCCAUCACAACCAAGAUGGCGGCGGAGCGGACAGCCGGUUCGGUUCGCUGACUGACAGAAGAGGCAGCGUUUCCUUCUGUUGGGCAGCUAGCGCUCAUACUUUGACAGAGAAAAUUUAUAAUAACUGUAACAUUGUUCAGCCAGCAUUGCACCUUUUUAGCACAGUAUGCAAGAGCACGGAUUGAGGACGGAGACCGACCCAAGUUGAGUGUGAGGAGGACCGAUUAACGUUCAUAAGCGGCUAGUUGGCGGGGAUGGGAAAUGAUGGAGGACAAAGGCCCACGUGUAGCCGACUACUUUGUGGUGGCCGGUCUGACGGACCCGUCCAAGCCAUUGGACCAGGAGAUCCACUUUGAUGACGUGUGCCACAAGACGGCCAAGCCGAAAGCACCCAUCACCGAUGUGACGGUGGUUAUCCGCUCACUGGGAGAGGAGGUGCCUCCGGGGUUUACAUGCAUCGAGACCACACCAAGUGGCCAAUCAGCCGAUCUGAACAAUGGUGGCCUUAUGGCACCACAGAUAUUCCUGUGCUACAGGCGAGGCCGUGACAAACCACCACUCACUGACUUGGGUGUGCUGUUUGAAUGGAAGGAGCGACUAAAGCAGGGAUGCUACCUCAUCCAGACCACCCCGUCUGGUCGUCCAGCCAACAUCAGCGGUAAUUCCUCCCAGCGGAUCUAUAUCACCUACCGCCGAGCGCCCGAGAGCCAACCCCACGCCUCCCUGGCCGUCACCGACAUCUGCAUCAUCAUCCCCAGCAAAGGCGAGACGUCCCCUCACACCUUCUGUAGGGUGGAGAAGAACCUCAACAGCAGCAUAUGGGGUUCCUCCGUUUACCUGUGCUACAAGAAGUCUGUGGCUAAAACCAAUGUAAUGGCCUAUAAAGCAGGGUUAUUCAGCAGAUACCCAGAGGAAGACUACGAAUCAUUUCCUCUUCCAGAGUCUGUCCCUCUCUUCUGCCUUCCCAUGGGGGCCGCGAUCGAGUGCUGGCCAGCAAACACCAAAUACUCCCUGCCUGUUUUUUCCACCUUUGUCUUCACUGGGGCCUCUGGGGAGAAGGUUUAUGGUGCUGCCAUCCAGUUCUAUGAGCCAUACCCACUGGAGUGCCUGACCGAUCAACAGCUCUCCCAACUGGGUCUCCUCAGUCCAGAACACAGACUGUCUCCCAUCACCUCCAUGACCGAUGACACCAACAGCUCCAACACACAUUCGGUCUACACCAACAAGUGUAUCUGUCUGCUCUCUCACUGGCCCUUCUUUGAUGCUUUCCGCAAGUUCCUCACAUUCCUCUAUCGCUACUCCAUCUCAGGCCCCCAUGCCCUGCCCAUCGAGAAGCACAUCUCCCACUUUAUGCACAAAGUCCCCUUCCCUUCCUCCCAGAGACCUCGCAUAUUGGUGCAGCUUUCACCACAUGACAGCCUGAUGUUGAGCCAGCCAGUGAGUUCUCCUUUACCCCUCAGUGGCGGAAGAUUUUCUACUCUGCUCCAGAACCUCGGACCCGAAAAUGCCGUCACCUUACUCGUGUUUGCUGUCACAGAACAUAAGAUCCUGGUCCACUCGUUACGUCCAGCGGUGCUGACCAGCGUUGCUGAGGCCUUGGUGUCGAUGAUCUUCCCAUUCCACUGGCCAUGUCCGUACAUCCCUCUUUGCCCCCUGGCAUUAGCUGAUGUGCUGAGCGCUCCCUGUCCUUUUAUUGUUGGCGUGGACUCGCGAUACUUUGACCUUUAUGACCCUCCACCGGAUGUGAGCUGUGUAGAUCUGGACACAAACUCCAUCUUUCACAAUGACGAUAAGCGAGCUCUCACAUGGAAGAUCCUGCCAAAGAAAGCCUGUAAAAACCUGAUGAAUGUACUGAGUAAUCUCCACCGGCAGCUGGUUGAUGGUCAGUAUCGGUCCGAUGAGCUUCUGGAGCUGAGCAUGAGCGAUUCACAAGAGCUGAGCUGUGGGAGGAGCCUCCACACUGUGGAGCUGGAGAUCCAGGAAGCCUUCCUGCGCUUCAUGGCAGCUAUUUUAAAGGGCUACCGCUCCUUUCUGAGGCCCAUCACUCAAGCACCUUCGGAGAAAGCCACAGACGCUAGCUCACUAUUUGACUUGCAAGGAUUCCUAAAGAGCCGAGAUCGCUCACACCAGAAGUUUUACACUCUAAUGACCAAGACCCAAAUGUUCAUCCGCUUCAUUGAGGAAUGCUCUUUUGUUAGUGACAAAGACACCAGCCUGGCUUUCUUUGAUGACUGUGUGGACAAGCUUUAUAAUUCAGAGCGAAGUGCAGAGAAAGGAAGCAAGGUGGACGGAGACAAGACAGAGGAGGCCAGGCUGAUAGAGAUUGAUGAAUCCCAGCGCAGUGAGCACACAGUCUUCAUCACUCCUCCAGAACUGCCUCCUCUGCCUGAUGGGGAGGAGCAUCCGCUGUGCUACAGGUAUGAUGGCUUCCCCGUGUUGAGUCUUGACCUGUUUGACCCUGUGGAGGGUCUGCGAACACCAUCCUCUCGCCUUGCUGCCAGGCACAGCUGCCCCACCAGCCCAGCCCCCAUGUUUAGACGCACCAAACAGGAAAUAAAAUCAGCCCAGAAGAUUGCCAAGAAGUACUCAUCCAUCCCUCAGAUGUGGUCCAAGUGUUUGCUCCGUCACUGUUAUGGCUUGUGGUUCAUCUGUCUGCCGGCCUACGUCAAGGUGUGCCACUCCAAGGUGCGGGCGCUUCGCACCGCCUACGACGUCCUCAGGAAGAUGCAGACUAAGAAGUUGCAGCCCCCUGAUGAGGUGUGCUACCGGGUUCUGAUGCAGCUGUGUGGGCAGUAUGGCCAGCCCGUCCUGGCUGUCAGGGUUCUGUUUGAGAUGAAGAAGGCCGGUGUUCAUCCCAAUGCUAUCACCUAUGGCUACUACAACAAGGCAGUUUUGGAGAGCACGUGGCCUUCCAGCACUAGAGGAGGAUACUUCCUGUGGAUGAAGCUGAGAAAUGUCAUUCUGGGAGUGGCACAGUUCAAACAGGCUCUACGACGACAUGGGCACUUCACCCAGGGCCCCUUUUCAGAUGGCAGUGACUUGGACGCUGUGAGUCACAGCAGCAUGGAUAGUUCUGCUGACACUAACGUGGCCGAGCAAGGCCCCUUCACCUCUGACCCCGUCAAAGUAGACCCCACUGAUGAUAGAUCUAGCACAGUCGGCCACGGUGGCGGCAGCGUGGGUGCCCGGCCCGGGGCAGCCCACUCAUGCUGGGUGGGCUCUGAGCUCAGAGAAGCCACUCUCUUCCCAGGAGAUCAGUCGGAUUUGGGUUACAACUCCAUGUCCAAAGAGGAAGUUAGGAGGGGAGAGCCCACCUCCCAGGACUCGGCCCCCGACAGAGAUGAGAAGAAAGAGAGCGACUGCAGCUCCCUGUCAGAGACAGAGAGUGCAAAAGGAAGUAAGGACUGCCUUCCUCAGCUGGACCUGGAGAUCAGUUCCUCCUUCAAACCUCGAGGGAUUGUUCGCAGCAGUUACCCCUAUGAGGACUCUUCCUGUAAACCUAAGACCUCCGCCAGCUCAGGCCACAUUGCAGGGCUGCUCUUCACCUCCUCUCUGGAGGAGAUCGGGGAGGUUCACACGCACAGUUUGCUCAGGAAACACAAGAGUGUUCUGGAGGAGGUGGUGGGAAGCACCGGUAGUGGCUCCGCUUUAGAUUGGCAGGGCGUGAAAGCCCGCAGGUUGAGCGGGGACACAGUGGGCAGCAGCGGCAGCAGCACCACUGUCCUCAGCCUCGGUAUGGGCCAGGCUGAAACCGAUCCAGGGAAGAUCGCAGGACACUUGGGCGCUGAUGCCAAAAUAUUUUCUAGUGCUAAUUACUGCAACAGUAAGAGGUUCCAUUCGCAGGUUGUUGCUAAAGUGGGGAAUUCCAGAGGUUGUGAGGAGGAAGAGGAGGGGCAGGACUCCAGUGAUGAAGACAGGAGUCAAACUGAAACCAUCUUUGAUUUUGAGGACUUGGAAAUAGACAAGCCUGCCACAGGGGUCAACUCUCACAUCAGACUUCACAAGAAAGCUGUUGAACGCAGCUCCAGCUAUGGAGCCGUGAGCACUGUGAUAGCCAAAGGAACAGUCAAACGCACCGGGAUCCAAACUGGGUUUGACCCCUUGUCCCUUCUGGCUGCAGAGACCAGACGGCAGGACAUGGAUGGGUUUGCUGCGGACGAUGUCAGCACUCCGAGCUCCGGCAGGAACUUGGCCAGAGAAAUCGAGCUCUACAUGAACCACUUGGACACACCGCUAAGCAGCCGCACACCCAGCUCAGAUCUGCAGGAUCCGAGCAGCCCCCUCCUCCUCUACCCCUCCUCCAACUCUGCCCUCCGCAGGUCCAGCCUGCCCCAUAGCUCCCCCCUGAAGAUGGCAGGAGUACCACGCUCAUGCACAUUCCACCAAACUUCACCCUCUCAGCCCAUCUCCCGCCAGCGCCUGAGGUCGUCAACUUCCUGUCAGAGCUCCAGCACCAGUCCCAGCCUCAGCCCUCGACCCAGUCCCUUCAGGGAGCGGGUCGAUAGAGCCAGCCUGGCGUCACCUUCACCAUCCUCCUCCUCCUUUGCUAUGGACACUCUGCUCACACCAACUCUAGAUGUGUUCAAAACCAGCAUGUUCUCUGCUGGGAAGGGCGUGGCUGAGAAGGCAAGCCGCUGGUAUUCACGCCUGGCCAUGUACACCACGCCCACCAAGGACAGUCACGGUGACCGUCUCAGUGUGUCCUCCCUUGGUGCUGGAGACCCAGACUGCUCCUCCCUAUUGGAUGAAGAUGACUGUUCAGAGUUGGAGUGCUCAGUGAUUUCUCCACAGAAAAAUGGCCUGUCUGGCCUCCGGGGGCACCACAGGAGUCCCAGACAGAGCCCCGUUCACAGCAGGGUGGAGAGUCCCACAGCGAGCUGCAGCUUCAGGAGGCCCUCCUCUCUUCUCGCUGGGCCUACCCUCUCUCUUUCCAGGUUCCAGCUGCCAGACAAAUCAGACCUCGGCUCUUCUCGCUACACCAGCAACACCAGCAUCUUUAGCAACUACGCCAUGGAGCUGCUGAUCUCCAGCUGUUCUCGGUGUAAAACAUGUGACUGUUUGGUGUAUGAUGAGGAGAUCAUGGCUGGCUGGACAGCUGACGACUCCAACCUGAACACCACCUGCCCCUUCUGUGGAAAUCCUUUUCUGCCCUUCCUGAACGUGGAGAUCCGGGACAUGCGAGGACCUGGAAGGCUUUUCCUGAAGGGCAGCCCGUCUGUGGAGGACACCAUGACAUCAUCGUACUCUGCCUCUACUGGUUUGGACACAAGGAUGUCUACUUUGUCAACGCCAUGUCCCACCACAGCCGUAUUCCCUCCAUCCCCUGCAGUGGAGGAGUGCUCAGGGAGAACUCGGCAAAUUAGACCUCAAGGUAUCGACAUCCCCACAGACCGGAGAGGAGCGCUGUCAUCUGGAGGAGCCAUGACCCGUAGCGUCAGUGCCUUCGGUCCUCUGGAGGAUACGUGUCAGUUCAACUGCUGCCUGCCGAUGUCUGGCAGCCUGCCGAGUCGUCUGAAUGAAACCACGGACCCUCUGAGCAUGGAAUGGCGGCUCCACAACCCUGAGCCAGUGACAGUUCCUUACCUGAGCCCGCUGGUGCUGUGGAAGGAGCUGGAGAGUCUGCUGGAGAACGAGGGCGACCCGGUGAUCAGUGAGGCAAACAUGGUGGACCAUCAUCCCAUCAUCUACUGGAACCUGGUCUGGUACUUCAGACGAUUGGACCUGCCCAGCAACCUGCCGGGUCUCAUCCUCUCAUCAGAGCACUGCAACAGAGACUCUCAGGUCCCACGCCACUGGAUGUCUGAGGACAGCAAACACGUGCUGAUCCAGAUCCUGUGGGACAACCUGAAGCUGCACCAGGACCCCGUUCAGCCCCUGUACAUCCUCUGGAACACACACAACGUGGGUUACCCCGUGUCCCGGCUUAUCCCAGAGGAGGAGAAGCCAUUCAGCGAGGAUCUGCUGCAGAGCGUGGUGAAGAACAUCCAGAGGAACGACGUCAGCCGGCCAAUGGCUCAGCUGCUGCAGCUCCUCGACAGAGCACUCGGGGUCAAGAGGCAAAGGAGUUUGUACCGGGACAUCCUCUUCCUCUCCCUGGUGGCUCUGGGAAAAGAUAACAUCGACAUUGACGCCUUUGAUCGUGAGUACAAGCUGGCAUACGACCGCCUGACGCCGCCCCUGGUGAAGCUGACCCAUAACUGUGAUCGUCCUCCGAGCACGGGCGUCAUGGAGUGUCGCCGGACGUUUGGAGAGCCUUACCUGUAAACACAGACCUCCAUCGUCUCUCAUCCCCGCUUUUGGUCCAGCUCAGGAAACCCGCUGAGGGACUGUGAAUGUGCUCAGAGGAGCCGGCAGUGGCUUUAAUGUAGCUACACGCUUCUUCAUAGCUGUGUGACGACAGAGACCUGCAGCGUCCACCUGGUCUCUGCUGAGGGGCUGUGAAAAUCAGACACAUUUCCUGAAAAUAAAACACAGCAGAAGGGUUUUUAAAUGAAGACUUCAUCACAUGAAGACUGAUUUUAGCAAUAUUUUAAUCCAAACUUUUAUUUAUACAAAGUCAGCUUUAUUUAUUGCUGUUUGUUGUUCUGCCAUCUGUUGGUAUCAGAAGCUCAGCGCUCAGAGAGAACAGGCCAGGGAGGUUUUCAGAAGCUCUGCAGAUUAUGGAUUUAUACCAAAUAUUGACCCAUGUGAGGAGUCACUGGCUCUUUUUUAGCUGCUUUUGAAUUCUGACGUGUAAAGUUAAAUGUUCUGUGUAGUAAUUUGGCUUUAGUAGACUGUUUACAGCAAAAACAUCAAGACUUCUCUCAUAAUUAGCUGAGCUAAUAAAGUUUAAGUCCCAUUAGUCAUCAUCACACAUUUGACCCAUCCCCUGGAGGAGCAGUGAGCUGCAGACACGGUUACACUCGGGAGCUUUUUGGUGGUUUAACCCCCUAAUCCAACUCCUUGAAGCGGAGUGUCAAGCAGGAAGGUACUGGGUCUCAUUUUCAAAGUCUUUGGUAUGACCUGAUUUGGAUCUGAGUCUCGACCGGACCUCCCAGUCCCAGGGCAUACCGCUAGACCACUGAGCUGGUAUUGGACAUUACUGGAAUCUUAUCAAUAUUUCUAAAUAUAAAAGAAAACCUGUAGAUUGAUGCUAAAUUAAUGGGAUGUUGUUUAAAAUUGUAUUAUAUAAACUAAUGGGUUUUGUUCCCAGAGCCAGUGAAAACUAAACAUUAAUUGGCUGGUCUGUCUUUGAUGGUGACAUCAUAAUGUUGUCAUAAUUAUGACGUUCUUCAAAUCCAGCAUCAGUAUUAUUGUUCUUUGUCUGCGUAGCGUUUUAAUGACGAGUCGUUAAACUCCAUUUGUGGGUUUUGUGUUGCAUACACAAACAUUUCCAGAUAAAGCCCGUUUCUCUGUGAGCGGUGACUGUUGGAGACACAAAAUUUAUAAAACAAUACAAAGCAGCUGGUAUUUGUAUGUUGACACUGCUGAUAAAUUGCAACAUUUGUGCAAAUUACGGUAAUUCAUUAAUCUGUUGCCUUCAGGUGGUCAGAUUCUUUUUUUUAAUGUCUCCAGAGUCACAGCGUGAACUCAGACUGGUUCCUGUCUCCAUCAAAGCACAGACAUGUGGGUGAUUCCAAACUUAUCUGGAGACUCACAGGGAGUUUCACGUUUGUUUUCUGCUGUUUACAUCAGCGUGACCUUUGAACUCCAGGUUUCCUACCAAACUAAAACCACUUUUAAAAAGAUCACUCUCUUUGUUGGGAACAAACCAUCAAACUCAGCAUCAUAUGAAGACACCUGAGGCACUUUUCUGCAAGUAUGUUUUUAUAUUCCAGUCUUCGUGGUUCCAACUGGAAAUCUUGACUUAAUGCAGCUGAUCGUUUUAUUCGUGAAACAACUUGAAUCUCAUUCUUUCUGUUUUUGCAUCUGAUUGGUCAACCUGAGAGGUUAGAGGUUCGAGCACAUCAAUGGUUCAUAAAUUAUUCUGAAAUGAUAUUAACAUCCAAUAACUCAGUCCAGGAUUUUGUGCUCCAUCCAAACCAAACAGCUGCUGAAAAAUCCUUAGUGACAGCGACGUACAGAAACAUGAACAGGACAACAAAAUGUGUCUGAAAAUUGUUUUGUUAAAGGCACUUUAUAGGGGAACUAGUUUGUUGUUUUCAUCCUCUUAGCUUAUCCUUCAGACUAGGGCUGGGCAAUAAAUAAAAAAUGUAUCAUUAUCGAAAUUUCUGACUCUUAUCGAGAUAAUGUUUUCCAUGUUAAUAAGUUUGAUAAUAAAAAAUGAAAAGAUGUGUGUAGGUUGGCAGCAUUCAUGUCCCUUUAAGAAGCUGUACCACCUUGAGUCAGGUAAAAAUGUGACUCAAUGUGAUACAUGUGACAGCCCCAUCUAGGGGACACGUUUUGUUUCUGCACAUACCUGUAGUUAUCGUCCAUUUAUCGUUAUCGAGGUGAAAUCCUCAAUAUAUCGUGAUAUUGAUUUUAGGUCUUACCGCCCAGCCCUACCUCAGACUGAAGACAAGACUCUAUAAGGCAAAUCUCAAAAUCUCAGAUUUAAGACUUUUGAUGCAAAAGAUCAAAUAUUUUAGGAAAAACUUUCAUGUUUGUUAUCAUUUGUGAAAUUUUUACUGACUUUUUAAAUUUUCAUUUGACUUUCAAUGAAUUUUUGUCACCAAAGAUCCAACAGUGAAUAUUUAUGUGUGCGUGUGUAUGUGUGUGUAUGUGUGUGUAUGUGUGUGUGUGUGUGUGUGUGUGUGUGUGUGUGUGUGUGUGUGUGUGUGUGUGUGUGUGUGUGUGUGAUCUCAAAAAGAGACAGCAGACCAAAAUCUCCUUUGUUUUUUCAUCACAAAAAGUGAACUGUUGCCUGACAGACUGCAUCGUCACGAUAUAAAAACACCUGAAGACGCACCAGACAGAGGUACAAAGUUUUUAGUUUAUGAAAAGUUUACCUGUGUGUGUUUUAAAGUCACGGUGCAUGUGGUAUUGUUUAAAUGAACAUGUCUGUCCUGAGCUUUAAAAGACCGAAAGAGACUGUGUGCAGAUUGGGGUCAUCAGUGUUACCACAAAGACUCUUUCUCCUGGUGUAUGAUACCAGCUGCAGACUACGCUCUGAGAUAAGUGUGCUGACUCUGUUGAAUAGGAAUCCCGUGGUUUGCAGCUGGAGAAACUAAAACUGGAAAGGUUGUCACUUAAAACAGAAACUUUCAGGGCAGAUGGACUUCAGCAGCUUAAAAAGCUGCCAGGAACCGUUGUUGAAGUGGUUUUGGAGAACCAGGGCCAUGAUGUUUUAAUUCUCUUCGUAAAAACUCACAUUUUAUAGCUUUUUCGCACAUGUGCAAAAGUCUGUUAAGGACUGUAACUGUAAAUAAAGCCAUUUAACAUUCA